CCAUCCUUGAAGCGAUUAAGUAUAAUUGAGUGCCUUGAAUUGGUGGGAUUCAUGGUUAAAUCUAAGAGCACAAAUGAAGCCGAUGACGCACAGCCCUUCUUCAAUGAACAAGUUGCAUUUCCCAGCUUGGAAAGCAUCAUUCUCUAUGGUUUAAGAAACACAAAGAUCAUAUGGCACAACCAACUCCCUCAAGGUUCCUUUUGCAAACUCAAAGAGUUGGAUGUCAGAGAUUGUGAGAAUUUAAUGACAAUUUUUACAAAAGAUAUGGUGGGAAGCAUCUUUAAAUCCAUAGAGAAGUUAGCAAUUUAUUCUUGUGCUUCCGUAGAAGAGGUGUUUAAAGUGGGAGAGAUAAACCUCAAAGAGCCAGUACAGACUCCGCUGAGAAAUUUGCGGAUUAAUAGUCUGCCGAGUUUGAAGCAUGUGUGGAAUGAGGAUCCCAGAGGAAUUCUCACUUUUCAUAAUAUGGAAUCGGUAAUUGUAUGUGACUGUCCCAGUAUCAAAAAUGUGUUUCCAGUUUCAAUAGCCCAAGGCCUUAAACAACUCCAAAAGCUACAAAUAGAGGGGUGCGGAGUGGAGGAAAUUGUUGCAAUGGGGUGUGAAGGAACAGAAGCCGCACUUAAGUUUGUGUUUCCUCAACUGUCGAACAUCAGACUUACGAGGCUACAAAGACUCAGAUAUUUUUAUCCAAGAAAACACAUAACGCUUUGGCCAGAGUUAAAAAACUUGAAUGUUUUUGAUUGUGGUUGUGCUGAUGAAGUGGAGAUAAGAAAUGGGCAAGGUCGACCAGAUUUCCCCGUUGGACAGCCACUUUUCUCCAUGGAAGAGGUAUGAGCCAUGUUAUUACUUUCAGUUGUUAGAUAAAUAACGCUUGUGUCAAAAUAUGCUCUUUGCUAAGUGUAGGACAAUUACUAAGGGGUAUAUUUGGAUUGGGAGAAAUAGAUCUUUCUAUUUUUC
Rubroshorea leprosula is the source of this 954-nucleotide messenger RNA. The record is from the annotation of a GenBank genome assembly. Lineage: Eukaryota; Viridiplantae; Streptophyta; Magnoliopsida; Malvales; Dipterocarpaceae.